This is a messenger RNA of Toxotes jaculatrix (banded archerfish), 3495 nucleotides long. Its product is annotated as zinc finger FYVE domain-containing protein 1. The transcript is spliced from 12 exons. Bases 81 to 2048 code for a protein of 655 amino acids. NCBI's taxonomy places the organism in Eukaryota, Metazoa, Chordata, Actinopteri, Toxotidae. Gene Ontology annotation, molecular function: metal ion binding. The record is from RefSeq and is a predicted model, not a curated record.
UUGACGGACGGACUGGAGUCAUGUUGAACUUUCGUUUUGCUUCUCGUCGUCAUAAAUAUGUUUUGACUGAUUAAACAACGAUGUCCGACAUACUGAUGAAGGAAAUGGAGAGUAUAUCGAUCAGCUCAAUUAAGCCAGAGCGGCGUCCAGACGAUGUCCGGAGCUUCCUGCUGGUGGAUGAUCAAGAAAACCUGCAGGUCCGUGAUGAGUCUGAGUUUCUGGAUAAACUCGGGUGUGGGGACGUUGCAGGUGUCAAGGUCCUCUCCAUCUUUGGCAACACCGGUGACGGCAAGUCCCACACCCUCAACCACAUCCUAUUCGGUGGUGAGAGUGUGUUCUUCACCUCAAAGUCACCCAGCUCCUGUACGGUGGGAGUGUGGGCCGCCUUUGACCCCAACCUCAGCCUGAUCGCCCUGGAUACUGAGGGUCUCUUGGGAGCUGCUGCCAACCAGAACCAGAGAAUGCGGCUGUUGCUGAAGGUAUUGGCAGUGUCUGAUGUUGUAGUCUAUCGUACACGAGCCGAACGCCUCCACAACGACAUGUUCCACUUCCUGAGCAGCGCCUCUGGGGCCUACCUGAAGCAUUUCACCCCCGAGCUCAGGGCUCUCUCAAACCGCUGUGGUCUUGAUGUGCCCCUCUCUUCUCUUGGGCCCGCUGUCAUCGUCUUCCAAGAGACAACACACACUCAGUUGCUGGGUCAUGACUCCAAGGUGGCCGGUGACGCUGACAAGCUGCUCCAGAAGCGUUUUCAUGACCUGAACCUGGGGACAGAGGCCUUCAGCUCAGUGCAGUAUGUAGGCACCCAGACCAUCACGCCUCCCACAAACUAUAACAGCCUGCUGGACGCCGUCAGGCAACAAGUGAAGAACACUCACACACGCUCCGCCCGCCAACCUGGCAUAGUGUUUCACGCACUGAAAGCCCUGAGUGAGCGUUUCUGUGGGGAACUGUCUGAUGAAAAGAUGACCCUGCACUCCUUCUUCCCAGACGAGUACUUCACCUGCUCUGCUGUCUGUCUCAGCUGCAACAUUCGCUGUAAAAAUGGAAUGAACCAUCUGAGAGACAGGGUCCCUCACUCGGCCGAUGGGCUCUGCCAGUACGCGCACCAGUACAACAACAAGGUCCUCAUCUGUAAACGGUGCUAUGAAGGAGGCAGAGAGGUGAUUGUUGUGCCCAAGACGUCAGCUUCCACUGACAACCCAUGGUUUGGGCUGGCCAAGUAUGCCUGGUCAGGUUAUGUGUUGGAGUGUGCUAGCUGUGGUGUAAUCUACCGCAGCAGACAGUACUGGAUGGGAAAUCAGGACCCUGAGAGCAAUGUGGUGCGAUCUGAAGUCAAGCACGUCUGGGAGGGGUCGGACACCUUCCUGACCAAUCACCAGAACGCCGCCCAGAGGGUCCUGGAUGGGAUGAACUACAUGAUUCAGUCAGUGUCGGAGUACAGCACUGGCCCCACCAAAGCUGUCGCUGCCUGGCUCACUGACCAGGUGGCACCCCCCUACUGGAGACCCAACACAGAGAUCACUGCCUGUCAUGGCUGUAAGAAAGUGUUUGAGGAGGCAGAGAGGAAGCACCACUGCCGAUCGUGUGGCGAGGGUUUCUGCCAUCCCUGCUCCAGCCAUAGGAUGCCAGUCCCAGAGAGGGGUUGGGGCACUGGCCCUGUCAGGGUGUGUGAGGCCUGCUACCGCCAGGGAGGGCCACCUGAUACUAACAGUCAGGUGUGCAAGGUGGAGCCUCGCGGCCUCAUAGCUCGCAGGGUGACGGAGGUGGCUCAGUCUACACUGGACAUAGUCAGCACAGCUGUGGACUACCCUCUCUGUUUUGUGAAGGAUGUGGCUCGACCAGACUACUGGGUGCCAGACCAGGAGAUCACCCAGUGCCACCAGUGCUCCAAAACCUUCACCCCAGUCAUGUCCAAGCACCACUGCAGGGCCUGUGGACAGGGCGUGUGCGGACCCUGCUCCACACACGUCAGGCCCGUGCCUUCCAGAGGCUGGGACCACCCAGUCAGGGUGUGUGACAGCUGCCACGGCCGCAAAGACAGUCUGUGAUUUUUACAACCAGGAAAACUUAACUCAAAAAGUGCACUCGGUCUUCCUGCGAUGAUCCGCAAAAACACUGUGAGUCGUGGUACUGCUGCUCUGAGAGAACAAGGGUUGAUCAUCUUACCGUUGCUCAGUGGCAGAACUGGAAUCAGCUUUGUUUUGGUGUGAAAAGACAAGCUGCUCAAAACGAUCACCAACUGGAUUCCAGUCUUUUAUCAUCUCUGGCCCAGGGUCUGCUUUUCUUAACCAGCUGAUUCUGCAUCAGCUAUGAGACGUAGAUCACCUUCACUACAGCCCCAGUCAAACUGCGAGCAAAUGGAAAUCUGGACAUAUGUUUUUAACUGACUGGUGGCAUUUUUAAAAAAAAUGAAGACAUAUAACUCCCGUCAGUUCUUAUUAUAGCAGCAGAGCUUGAACUUUAAACAGACUUCCUUGUUCAUUUGUGUUUGCACAGCUCUGCAGCAGGCUGCCUGUUCUCAAUCUGAGCAGUUUGUUAGCUAAAAACGACAGGAGAACAAGUAAAAGAGGUGUACUGGGAAUAGUGGGAGAUUUUAGAGUUUAAAGGUUUUUUUUUUAAUCUCUGUUUCAAAGAACAUGAAGCCAUGACAACCACUUACAUUGUCUCUCAUAUGGCUCUUUUGCAAAGCAUUCAAAAGAGUUGAGACUGCAGUGAUUUUAUCCUUCACAGUCUUCUUCUGAAGCAUCUCAGAGACUUUCAGAGUCUGGGAAGGAGGGACAUGAAAAUUAUGGACAGACAGUAGAAACAGACUUAAAGUUGUAGAUUGGCAUGUGUCUGCAUUACUCAGGGCAGAAAGAGAUGCAAGGUGUCAGAGCAAGAGCUACAGCUUAGUGUGCCUUCAUGGGAAUCUUGAUUCCCGUUUCUUUAGCCCCCAAUGUUUUGUUUUUGAGGAUUCCUCCAUACGUGCAUGCACUAACGAGAUUUUUUGUGCCUAAUUAUGGAGCUAUGUAAUUUACAGCCUAGCUCCUGAGGCUAUUACAGUGGUAUCUACACUAUGAUGAAAUGCAUAGGAUGAUAAAAUCUGUAGCAUAACACAUGAAACACAUUCCAAUAUAUGGAAAUACCUGUGUAUUGACGUAGAUUUACCUUUCUGAGGUUCAGAAAAAUUUCUAACUAUUAGGAAAAUACACCUGCAAUAGACUGGACAAUUGAGUUGUUUUGACUUUUCUCAUUUUUCUCAUAUUAAAUCACUUGCAAUGUUAAGUACAAAUGAUAAACACAUUGAUGGAAAAUUACAAAGGGAGGUUUUUUUCUGUGUAACAUACUGGAUCCAUUAAUGCUGUUUUUCUUUCUCUGUUUAGAAAUAAUCAAUUUAAGUUUGAAUGAUGUUUUCCAGUUAAAUCCAGCAACUGACAAUCUUUUUUUCUAAUUUUUUCCCCAGAUUUGUUUCCUUUAAUAAAUCAGGCUUAUACAAAUAAAGAAAACCAAGGGACA